Messenger RNA from Vicia villosa (hairy vetch), 2500 nucleotides. Its product is annotated as serine/threonine protein phosphatase 2A 57 kDa regulatory subunit B' kappa isoform-like. Gene Ontology annotation, molecular function: protein phosphatase regulator activity. Lineage: Eukaryota; Viridiplantae; Streptophyta; Magnoliopsida; Fabales; Fabaceae. Gene Ontology annotation, biological process: signal transduction. The record is from RefSeq and is a predicted model, not a curated record. Gene Ontology annotation, cellular component: protein phosphatase type 2A complex. The transcript has 2 exons. The coding region runs from base 705 to 2192 and encodes 495 amino acids.
AAAUAUUUUAUCCUUACAAAAAUAAAAUAAAAAAUAAAAACUUUAGUUUCUUUUUUCAUUUUAAUGGUGAUGGAUCAUUAACACCAAAAAGCCACAGCUAAGAGGGUUCUUUUCUUUUCCAUUUCAUCCAUCCAUCACCAAAAAAAAAAAAAUCAAUUUUUUUUGCUUGCAUUUCAUCUUCUCCUAGAUCCAUCAUUUUAUUAAUAUAUACCCAUAAUUUUAUUUUUUAUUUUUCUUUUAUUUUCGAAAAAUUGGAAAAAAAUGUUACAAUGUUAGAUUUGUUUCAGAUGUAACAUUAUCAUCGUAAUCAUUGCUGUUUAUUGUUGUUGUUGUUGUGUUUGUUUGUAACAGACUUUUUAUUUGUUGUUUUUGCUGUUGGUGUUGUUGUCAUUUGGUUUUACUACCUUUCCUCUUUUGGUUCACGUGUUCUUCGUAACACACGAACCGCAAUCUUCAAGAUUUGAUUUUUACAUCAAUGCAUGGUUCAAAAUUGGAAAUUUCUUGAACCCCAUUUCGAAUUUGGAUCUCAAUUUUAGGUGGAAAUCUAGAUUGCUUGAAAUUUGUAGUUGUUUAGGUGAACGAGAUCUAGGGUUUUUCUGGUUUAGAAUUAGCAAUUUUUGGGAGGGUUUGGUUGAUUUUGAUUGUUUCUUCAUGGGUUUGAUGUGAAAGGUUUGGAAUUGGUGGAUUUUAGCUUCUGGGUUGCAAUGCUGAACAAGCUUUUCAACAAGCUUCCUCGGAAAUCUUCUAAAAUUGAUGAAGAUGAGUCGGCCCGGGUUGUCGAAUCCCCGCGUGCUGCUGGUAAAUGCGUCAAUCGACAGCAAGGUGGUGGUGUUGCGGUGAAACGAGCUUCUUCGUCGGCGGUGUUUCCUGCUAGCAUGGUUUCUGGGAUUGAACCUUUGGUGCCGUUUAAGGAUGUUCCGAAUGGUGAAAAGAUGAACUUGUUUGUGAGCAAAUUGAGUCUUUGUUGUGUGACAUUUGAUUUUACUGAUCCUGCUAAGAACAUUGCUGAGAAAGAUGUGAAAAGGAAAACUUUGGUUGAACUUAUUGAUUUUGUGGUUUGUGCAUCAAUGAAGUUUAGUGAACCUGCUAUUCUUGCGAUGUGUAGAAUGUGUGCUAUUAAUUUGUUUAGAGUUUUUCCGCCUAAUUAUAGGGUUAACGGAGUUGUUGCUAUUGGCGCUGAGAAUGAUGAUGAUGACCCGAUGUUUGAUCCGGCUUGGCCACAUUUGCAACUUGUUUAUGAAUUGCUGCUUAAGUUUAUCUCUUCUUCGUGUCUCGAUGCUAGAGUAGCGAAAAAGUAUAUCGAUCAUUCGUUCAUUUCGAAGUUGCUUGAACUGUUUGAUUCCGAGGAUCCAAGAGAAAGAGACUGUUUGAAGACGAUUCUGCAUAGGGUUUAUGGGAAGUUCAUGGUGCAUAGACCCUUUAUUCGGAAAACAAUUAACAAUAUAUUCUAUCGAUUCGUGAUUGAGACCGAGAAACAUAACGGGAUUGCUGAGUUGUUGGAGAUUUUUGGGAGUGUGAUUUGUGGAUUUGCUUUGCCCUUGAAAGAGGAACACAAAAUCUUCUUGUGGAGAGUUUUGAUCCCCUUGCACAAGCCUAAAUCUUUGGGGGUGUACUUUCCGCAACUGUCUUUCUGUAUUACGCAGUUCUUAGAGAAGGAGCCGAAGUUAGCGAGCAUUGUUAUAAGUGGUAUGCUAAAAUAUUGGCCCGUAAUAAAUAGUCAGAAAGAAGUGAUGUUUCUCGGGGAAUUGGAAGAAAUUUUGGAAGGAAUCAACAUGGUAGAGUUCCAGAGGAUCAUGAUUCCACUGUUUUUGCGGAUUUCGUGCUGCAUUAACAGCCUACACUUCCAGGUAGCUGAAAGGACCCUUUUCCUAUGGAACAACGACCACAUUGUAAAUUUGAUCGCUCAUAACCGACAAGUGAUCCUGCCCAUCAUAUUUCCGGCACUAGAUAGGAAUAUUAAAAGCCACUGGAACCCAGCAGUUGUAAACUUAACUAUCAACAUCAGAAAGAUGUUCGUCGAGAUGGAUGAGAAGCUUUUCAUAUCUUGCCAUACUCAAUUUAAGGAAGAAGAGGCACUUUUAAUCUCAGAAGCCGAAAGGCGAAAGGAAGCAUGGAAACAACUAGAGCAGGCAGCCAGUCUGAAACCUGUAAUUGGAAAUACUGCUGUUUUAGUGUCUCCUUUGAUGAUAUGAACUGCAUUGCUAGCUAUGGAAUCCUCGCGAAUUGCAACGAGGCAUUUUGGUUUUGGAUGCUAUGGUGUUACUUCUGGCAGCAAGAUGUUGCGACACUGUUUUGAUUACUUACUAUAUGGUAUGUAAUUUUUCGAAAUCGACAGUGUUGAAAAGGAUCAUGCAGUUAUUGUGGAUCAAACGAACGAUUAUAUGUAUAAGAAGCUUGUUUGUAGUAUCUUCCUUCUCUCUCUGUGUAUGUACCUUCUUACAUUAUAAUCCUCAGUUGCUCUCAUUAAAUACAAGUACUAACCUGAGAGCCUGUUUAACAA